Messenger RNA from Striga hermonthica, 1602 nucleotides. NCBI's taxonomy places the organism in Eukaryota, Viridiplantae, Streptophyta, Magnoliopsida, Lamiales, Orobanchaceae. The record is from the annotation of a GenBank genome assembly.
AUGAGACGACGGGGCCCAGAUUUCCGGCGACCUGCGAGGCGGCGAAUCCCAAAUGUGUUCUGGUUGACGCUUUGUGGAUUAGUGAUCUUGCUCUUCAUUGUGCUGUUGAGCCGGGAGAACCAGCAACCGGCCGCGAGAUCGGCUUACGCGAAGAGGUCCUCGAGGCAUGAAAAAUUCAUAGAAGGCCUCAAUAUCACGGACGAGAUGCUGAGCCCUGACUCAGUCACCCGGCAGCUCAACGACCAAAUCUCCCUCGCCAAAGCCUUCCUCGUCAUCGCAAAAGAGAGCAACAAUUUGCAAUUUGCAUGGGAGCUCAGUGCCCAGAUUCGCAACUCCCAAAUCCUCCUCUCCAAUGCCGCCCUACGAAGAACUCCCCUCACGGCCCCGGAAUCAGAAACUGCCAUCCGCGACAUGGCCAUUUUGCUCUUCCAGGCUCAGCAGCUCCACUACGACAGCUCCACCAUGAUCAUGCGACUCAAGGCCAAGAUCCAAGGCCUUGAGGAACAAAUGAGCUCCAUCAACGAGAAGAGCUCGAAAUACGGGCAGAUAGCAGCUGAGGAAGUCCCAAAGAGCCUCUACUGCCUGGGGGUCCGCCUCACGAGCGAGUGGUUCCAGAGUGCGAACCUGCAGAGGAGACUGGACAACAGGCAAACAGCGUUGAAACUGAGAGAUAACAGUUUAUAUCAUUUUUGCAUAUUUUCAGACAACAUUCUGGCCACGUCUGUUGUGGUGAACUCGACCGUCUCGAAUUCAGACAACCCUGGAAAAGUCGUGUUCCACCUCGUGACAGAUGAAGUGAAUUAUGCAGCCAUGAGGGCCUGGUUCACAAUCAAUACUUUUAAUGGGGUGACAGUCGAUGUUCAGAAAUUCGAAGAUUUUACGUGGCUGAACGCGUCUUAUGUUCCUGUUUUGAAACAGCUUCAGGACUCUGAGACCCAGAGCUACUACUUCUCGGGCCACGGUGGGGACAGCCGGACCCCAAUCAAAUUCCGAAACCCGAAAUACCUCUCCAUGCUCAACCACCUUAGGUUCUACAUACCCGAAGUUUUUCCCACCCUCAAGAAAGUGGUAUUUCUUGAUGAUGAUGUGGUUGUGCAAAAGGAUCUCUCGCCUUUGUUCUCCCUCGACUUGAACGGAAACGUAAAUGGCGCUGUCGAGACGUGCAUGGAGACUUUCCAUAGGUACCAUAAAUACUUGAACUACUCACACCCGCUCAUCCGUGACCAUUUUGAUCCAGACGCAUGCGGGUGGGCGUUCGGUAUGAAUGUUUUCGACUUGGUUGAGUGGAGGAGAAGGAAUGUGACAGGCAUCUACCAUUACUGGCAGGAAAAGAACGUGGACCGGACUCUGUGGAAGCUCGGGACCCUGCCUCCCGGGCUGUUGACCUUCUAUGGGCUGACCGAGCCCUUGAACCCGUCGUGGCACGUGCUGGGCUUGGGCUACACGAAUGUUGACCAGCAGUUGAUCGAGAAGGGAGCUGUGUUGCACUUUAAUGGCAACUCGAAGCCUUGGCUGAAAAUUGGAAUGGAGAAGUAUAAACCGCUCUGGGAUAAGUACGUCGAUUAUGGGCAUCCCUUGUUGCAACAAUGCAAUGUCCACUAG